Cyprinodon variegatus (sheepshead minnow) is the source of this 2072-nucleotide messenger RNA. RefSeq lists its product as uncharacterized. The transcript has 2 exons. Gene Ontology annotation, cellular component: nucleus. Bases 301 to 1584 code for a protein of 427 amino acids. Gene Ontology annotation, molecular function: DNA binding. The record is from RefSeq and is a predicted model, not a curated record. NCBI's taxonomy places the organism in Eukaryota, Metazoa, Chordata, Actinopteri, Cyprinodontiformes, Cyprinodontidae.
CAUUACUUCCGGUUGUGCUACAGUAGCAGUUACAUGCUAAGCAGGGAGAGCAGAGAAGUACUCCUGCUACAUCAUGUAUGUUAUCUUGUUUCUGGAGAUCGGAGCUGAAGUAGUCACUGACAGUUGAUGAGAGUUUAGUUUCUAUUAUGUUGUCAUCUUUAAAACUACAUGGGAAACCUUCAGACUGCACAGCAUCGCGCUUCACAAACAGCAGGAUUCACGUUUCAUCACAGCGACACCAUAACAGGACAGCUUAUCUUCAUAUAGGAAUAUUACAAGGAUCUUUACUGACACAAGAAGAUGCCGUCCAGAAACCAUCUUGACAAAGUUGGCCGGAAGAAAAAGAAGAAGUGGACAGAGGAGGCCAUGGAGCGCGCACUGAUAGAGGUGAAGUCUGGGCGGUGCACAGUGAGGCAGGCUGCCAAGGAGUUUGGGGUCCCCAAGUCCUCGCUUGGAGACCGGGUGAGCGGACGGGUGACGCCGGGGAGUCGCAGCGGGCCGGCUCGGCUCAUAACCUCAGCCGAUGAGAAGCUGCUGGUGGAGUUCUCCUUACACAUGUCCAAGCAUGGAUUCCCACUUACCAAGCAGCAGGUGGUGUCCUUCGCCUCGUCCAUUUAUAAGCGGCAGCACAGGAGGGUGGCGUUAUCCAAACUGGGCCAGACAUGGUGGCUCAAUUUUAGAAAGCGGCAAGAAAAGAACAUUACUAUUCAGCCAGCAGACAAUGUCGUGCGUGGGAGGACAAUCUGCGUCAGGAAGGAAGCAGUGGAUCAGUUCUUUCGUCUGUUGAGCACGGUCGUAGACACACAUGGGCUCAGAGAAUUUCCCCGCCGGAUUUACAACUGCAGCGAAAUGGGCUACCAGCUGGGCAGGAGGAAGGCCGCCGUCUCCAAAACCGCCAGCCUGGGCUACAAGCCAACGCCGAGUUCCAGGGACCACAUCUCUGUCCUCGCUUGCUUUAAUGCUGCAGGGGAGGACAUUCCUCCAUUUAUUAUUUACUCUAGGGCUUAUCCAGGGGGGGUGUGCUACAAGACACAAGGCCCUCCCAAUGCCCUGUACGGGUGGUCCGAAUCCGGUUACAUCAACUCUGAACUCUUUAAGAAAUGGUUCCUCAAGCAUUUUCUGUUUCAAGCGCCAAAGGAGCGUCCUCUGCUGCUGAUUUUCGACGGCCACAAGUGGCCCGUGAGCCUGGAGGUGGUGGAGUCGGCCCGUAAGGAGGGCGUGGUCCUUCUGUGCCUGCCUCCUCAUUGCUCCCACAUCCUGCAGCCGCUGGACACCGGCCUCUUCGCCGUCCUGAAGCAGCGUUUCGCCCUGCUCACAGGAAACGGCGCUGCCGCCGAAGGCCAUUUCGCCAUCACCAAGAAGGAAUUCUCUGGAGUGUUCAACAGAACGUAUCAGCUAGCGACAAGCGAGGAAGGCGUCCGGAUCGUACGGGAAGGUUUUAGAAAAUGUGGCGUUUUCCCACUUAACCACUACGCAGUCAAUGAGGUCCAUUUGAUGCCUUCACACGACGCCGGCCCUGCUGCCGGCGACUCCCUGUUAAAAUCGGCUCCAGCAGCAGAGCUGACAGCAGCUGGACCCUCCUAGCUCGUUACCGAUUCAUCAAACUGCCUGUACCUUCGAGGUGAGUGGAGGUCGGUUCUCCUGAGGAAUCCACGACUGGUCGCUUAAUUCACCCAAACCCAAUCAACUACUACCGGUGCCGCUUAUUAAGAUGCUGAAGGGGUUUACAGUCGUGCUUCCCCACAGGACGCUCCGUUUAUCCGACUGCCAGAAGGAAAGAAUGUGUUGAUAUUUAAUUGGUUGCCAGCAUUGCUUUCAUUGCCAAGGUUUGAGUUUUAUCCCCAAACAGCCCAGGUGAAUCAGUAGAAUAUAGUGCUGGCCACAUUUAUUGGUGCUUCUUCUGAAAAAUAUCCAUUCAUCUUCAACUGCAAGAGAUUUAUUUAAACAAAGAGACUUUUUAUUUUUAUUUAAAAAGAUUUACUUUAGUUUUUUUAAGAGCCGGUCGUAACCAGCUGAACAUUUAUUGGACCCUCUAACAAAUCCUAAAUUAGCUUUUAUUAUUAUGAAAUCGG